Mizuhopecten yessoensis (Yesso scallop) is the source of this 1339-nucleotide messenger RNA. RefSeq names its product MAP3K12-binding inhibitory protein 1-like. Bases 119 to 1267 code for a protein of 382 amino acids. NCBI's taxonomy places the organism in Eukaryota, Metazoa, Mollusca, Bivalvia, Pectinida, Pectinidae. The record is from RefSeq and is a predicted model, not a curated record. The transcript has 10 exons.
GAUAAAGAUUAAACACUAUUAAUGGCUGCCGCCAGCUGUGUUGAGUAGAAGAGGGAUAAACACUCGUUUGUUUUAGGAGAAAGUCUUAUUUUUGAGAAACUUCUUGCUGGUCGUAAGGAUGACACACACGGAGUCCUUCAUGUCGUGGUUUGAUAGGGCAUUGUCAAAGGUUUUCAUGAAAAGCACAGAAACCAGUUUUUUGACUGAAGAGAUGCUUAAGAUGAGUGAUGUAGGUUUGCCAAAACUACUUGAAAUGCUGGCACUUCUCAUCAACAAACUCCAGAUCUACCAGGACAACUUGAAAGAAUCAUUGGAAGAAAGUCAAGUUGAUGUCGAAACAAUUGAUGGUGAACAUGUUGACACAGGGAUGGACACAUCGUCUAUGAGGCAUUCUAGUAUCACAAAAGAAAAUGUUUGUGAUACAAUGCUGACUGAACCAUCAAGAACUUCUCAGGAUGCCAGUGUACAGACUGAGGAUGUCAAGAUUUCUGACCUGUCCAGAAAUUCAUUUCAAACUGAAAAAUCUGAAGACACAGGGAUUUUGCAAGACAGGGAAACCAAUAGUAGUUGUGGUCUAAUAUCUGAUGAAUCCGAUGAUGUUGUGAACAAGAUGAAUGACUGCAGACACACGAACGACAAAAACCUGGUGCAGAUACAAGCAUCCAAGUCUGAGAUAGACAGAAGAAUUGCAGCCUUUGUGGAGAAGAAGCAGUUGGAGGUAAACGAGCUGAACAGACGAGAGUUCUGCAGUGUACAAGGCCCGGAGGAAGAGGCAGAAAAUAGCUGUGCCCGUGUUGACUCCCUGUUUUUCACAAGAGCAGAUGGAAAGAGUCAUAUCAAAGUGAGUCGUGUUGUGAACCUACAGGGUCCUCAGACCCAGAUCCCCACCCACUCCGUGGACACUUCUGAAUCCAAGGAGGUAGUACAGAAGAACAAUCUUCCCCUGGGGAUAGAGGAGAGGCUCACCAACAUGGAGAAGCAUCUGAAUGUCAGCAAAGGUAAAGUGUCAUGUAGCGACGUGUACACCAGACUGAAGUUCCUUGAGGAACGCAUUCUAUUUUUGGAAAGUUUGUCUCCAGAAUACUUCACGUUUCAGCCACCCCACCAUAAGAAACCCAGAAAGGAGAAACGGGACAACUUCUACAGGGCACCUGAGGAUGAGAGUAUGAGUGUGUCGGAUAUAGACAUGAAGAUUAAACAGCUUAGAGAAUCUUUGUCAAAGAAAGCUUCCUCAAGCACACCAGCUUCAUUGUCAAACACUACGUAAUAAACAAGUCCAUCGCAACUCGGUGUCCAAUUAUUUUAUAUCUAAAAUGCUGUUUGGUCACUGAGCUGAGCA